Balaenoptera musculus (blue whale) is the source of this 391-nucleotide messenger RNA. RefSeq names its product thymosin beta-4-like. Gene Ontology annotation, molecular function: actin monomer binding. Gene Ontology annotation, cellular component: cytoplasm. Lineage: Eukaryota; Metazoa; Chordata; Mammalia; Artiodactyla; Balaenopteridae. The coding region runs from base 1 to 225 and encodes 74 amino acids. The record is from RefSeq and is a predicted model, not a curated record. The transcript has 2 exons. Gene Ontology annotation, biological process: actin filament organization; regulation of cell migration.
AUGGAAGGUGGACUGGCUUCCUACUCGGCGGCAACCACCGCACAAGCCGGACUUCGCUCGCUGGCAACUCGCUCCGCUUCCUCGGCAGCCAUGUCUGAUAAACCUGAUAUGGCUGAGACAGAGAAAUUUGAUAAGUCGAAAUUGAAGAAAACAGAAACGCAAGAGAAAAAUCCACUGCCUUCAAAAGAAACGAUUGAACAGGAGAAGCAAGCAGGCGAGUUGUAAUGAGGCGCGCGCCGCCAAUAUGCACUGUACAUUCCACAAGCAUUGCCUUCUUAUUUUACUUAUUUUAGCUGUUUAACUUUGUAAGAUGCAAAGAGGUUGGAUCAAGUUUAAAUGACUGUGCUGCCUCUUUUCACAUCAAAGAAUGGACAACUACUGACAACGAAGG